AUGUCAAAAAAAGAGGAAGAGUCAAAAAGAAUGAGAUAUCUUAUUAUCGGUAUUGCCACAGUAACCAUAUGGGCAACCUGCUACUCUUUAUACAAGCCACUUCCCGAUGGAUUCACUGUCAGUGCAUGGGAUCGGGCAGUAAUGCAUAUUGUGGAGCCAGCUUUACGAGUUGCCUACUAUUAUCCGAGUCACAUGUUCUCGAAAGCCAGCAGUAUGGUUCAAUGGACUCGCGGAGCUCUCAACUUCUUAUCGAAAUCUCUUGGACUUCUUGUCAACACACACGGAGAAAUAGAAAUCAAGUGGCAAAAGUGGAAUGGGACACCUGUGAAAGUCUACCGACCAAUCAACAACCAAACUUCUACUGAUGGAGCUGUUUUAUUCAUUCAUGGUGGUGGUUUUGCUCUUGGAAACGUGGAGAUGUAUGAUUCAUUGGUUAGAAGAAUGGCUUAUGAGACAAGGACCCUUUUCAUUUCUAUCGAGUACCGACUCUCGCCUGAAACCGUUUUUCCUGGAGGGAUUAUGGAUUGUGAAGCUGCAAUUGAACACUUUGUGGAAUUUGGACCUGCUCAAUUUGGAAUUGACACUUCAAAAAUGGUAAUUAUGGGAGACUCAGCUGGAGCAAACUUGGCUACAGUCAUUGCACAACGUAGAGCUGCUCGUAAUGCAUCUCCAAAGUUGGCUGGACAAGUUUUGAUCUACCCACUUCUUCAAAUGGCAGACUUGCAAACAGUCUCAUACCGAUAUUUCCAUUCCCGUCUCGAUGGUUAUGCCUUGGUAGAUCCCGAGUCAGUCGCCUACUACUACAUGUUCUACGCAGGAAUUAAUAUGGACGAAAAGGCGUAUUUGGUGCCAAGUGUAAUGUCGAAUGGACAUGUUGCUGAUCAUCUCAAGCAGAAAAUUGAUGAGAUUAUGGUGUUUGAAAAAACGAUUGAGCUCACACGGCGUUACAAAAACAGCAGUAUCCCACAACGUUGGGCAGUGCGAAAGAACCUGGAAGCUCAACAGCUAAUGGAACCAUUCCUCACCAACCCAGAUUUCUCUCCACUAAUGAGAAAAGACCUGUCUAACUUACCACAAACAAUGGUUGUUACUUGUGAAUUCGAUGUGCUUCGGGAUGAAGGACUCAUUUAUGCGCAUCGACUUGAGACUGCUGGAGUGCCAACUACGACGAUCAACUAUGAAAAUGGAUUCCAUGCAAUGCUGAACUUUCACAGUGAGCUUCAUGAAGCAUCAAAAGCGGUCUAUGACAUUGAACGAUGGACUCUAAACGCAAUCAACAUUGUUAGCUAA
This is a messenger RNA of Caenorhabditis remanei, 1290 nucleotides long. RefSeq lists its product as uncharacterized. Gene Ontology annotation, molecular function: carboxylic ester hydrolase activity. The coding region runs from base 1 to 1290 and encodes 429 amino acids. The transcript has 4 exons. NCBI's taxonomy places the organism in Eukaryota, Metazoa, Nematoda, Chromadorea, Rhabditida, Rhabditidae. Gene Ontology annotation, cellular component: membrane. The record is from RefSeq and is a predicted model, not a curated record.